AUGGACUCCCCCAUCGUGGCCCAGCUCUUCCGGCAGCUGUUUUGCAAUCGUCCCGCAGGAUGCCAAGCGCGGGUGCAUCAAUUGCGCCGUGGAUUGCCUGCGGCCACCACAAGCAGCUACCGGCACCAGCACCACCAGCAGACGAGUUCGUACGCUACGCGAGCCUCCCGAGACCGUGGCAUGAAGUCAAAUGAAAGUCGAUGGCAGCAGAGAACGAACCUCCUACCCGAAGACAGACGGGAGGAGUUCGCGCAGUACCCGUAUAUUUCCAUGUCGGAGCUGAAGAGGCGCAAGGAGCGGCCUAGAAAAGUCAAGAUGCUCCUCCGUGACUUUAUCGACGGUAAGCACGCGUUGUAUUUUCCCGCCGCAAACUUUACGUAUUCGUACGUUGCUAACAAUUAUGAAUUAGACAGCUUAUACAACCCUUCCUAUGGGUACUUUUCCAAGCAAGCCGUCAUCUUCUCCCCGGGUGAACCUUUCGACUUCACCACUCUCCGCGACGACCUUGCCUUCCAGUCCGAGCUCGGCCGCCGCUACACCUCCUUUGAAGACCACCUCGACGACGUCGAAGGCGAGAACCCAACCCGCCAGCUGUGGCACACGCCCACGGAGCUCUUCCGUCCAUACUACGGCGAGGCCAUCGCCCGCUACCUCGUCACCAACUACCGCCUAACCACCUACCCCUACGACGACCUGCUCAUCUACGAAAUGGGCGCCGGCAGAGGCACCCUCAUGCUCAACAUACUCGACUACAUCCGCGAAGUAGACCCCCAAGUGUACGCCCGCACGCGGUACAACAUCAUUGAGAUCUCCACCAACCUCGCCUCCCUCCAGAACAAGCACCUCCUGUCGACGGCCGAGUCGCGCGGCCACACGGACAAGGUGGACAUUGUCAACCGCUCCAUCUUCGGAUGGGACCAGUACGUCCCCUCGCCGUGCUUCUUCCUCGCCAUGGAGGUCUUUGACAACUUCUCCCACGACUGCAUCCGGUACGACGUCGCCACGGAGGAGCCGCUCCAGGGACACGUGCUCAUCGACGGCGACGGCGACUUCUACGAGUUCUACGUCCACGACCUGGACCCCGUGGCCGCGCGCUUCUUCCGCGUACGCCACGCCGCUACGGGGGGCAGCUAUCCGCGUCCGUACCCCACGAACCCUGCGCUCAAGUGGCUGUCCACCAGGAUGCCCUUUGCCGCCAACCUCUCCGAGGCCGAGUACAUUCCCACCCGCCUGAUGCAGUUCUUCGACGUGCUGGAAAAGUACUUUCCGGCCCACAAGCUGCUCACCUCAGACUUUGACUGGCUUCCGCAGGCCGUCAAGGGGCUGAACGCUCCCGUUGUGCAGACGAGGUAUCAUCGGAGAAUGGUGCCCGUCACAACGCCGCUGGUCCACCAAGGCUACUUUGACAUCUUGUUCCCAACAGACUUUCGCGUCACAGAGGCCAUGUACCGCGCCAUCACGGGCAAGCUCACGCGCGUCAUGACCCACGGCGACUUCAUGCGGCGCUGGGCGUACGUGGAGGACACGGAGACGAGGAGCGGCGAGAAUCCCCUGUUGACGUACUACAAGAAUGCUAGUGUUCUAGUCACCGUCUAG
Messenger RNA from Metarhizium acridum CQMa 102, 1596 nucleotides. The record is from RefSeq and is a predicted model, not a curated record. Lineage: Eukaryota; Fungi; Ascomycota; Sordariomycetes; Hypocreales; Clavicipitaceae.